Messenger RNA from Zeugodacus cucurbitae (melon fly), 1976 nucleotides. Its product is annotated as 5-methylcytosine rRNA methyltransferase NSUN4. Bases 411 to 1907 code for a protein of 498 amino acids. The record is from RefSeq and is a predicted model, not a curated record. NCBI's taxonomy places the organism in Eukaryota, Metazoa, Arthropoda, Insecta, Diptera, Tephritidae. Gene Ontology annotation, cellular component: mitochondrial large ribosomal subunit. Gene Ontology annotation, biological process: rRNA methylation. Gene Ontology annotation, molecular function: methyltransferase activity. The transcript is spliced from 4 exons.
UAGGACUGCCUUCACAAUUUAAUUUCUGUUGCUUUUAAUUGACAAUUAAUUAUUAUGAUUAAAAAUAAUAAUCCAAAUAAACUAAUUAAUAUAUAUAUAAUACCAAUCUAGCAAUUUUAACCAUUCACAUUUUUUAAUCGUCUUCCAUAUUUUAAUGAAAAAAUAAAAAUAGUGAAAUCAAAGCAAAUGCUUCUAAAGUGGCUUCUUACACAUGUGUUUAACAGCUGGUCCCUGAUUUGACAGCAGCUAUAUUUCACUAGAAAACAUUUUACCAGGAGAAACUAUAGUUUCAUAAAGAUAUUCUAUCUAUCUUUAAUAAAAUAUUUAUAUUAAACAUUUGAUCAGAAUUAGAAACUUAAAUUUUUGGUUAUGUGCCGGUAACAUUUUGUAGGAAUAAACGUCUUUAAAAAAUGUUAAGAGUUAAAAGCCUUGUUUAUUUACAUACGAGAUUGAAAAGCCAGCGAUGGGCAUUUAAAGGCAAGAAAACCCAUACUCAGCGAGCUCUAGAAAGUUUCGAUGAUUUCUAUGGAUCAGUUUUUGGUAUUCGUUGGAAAAACAUUCGAGCAGCAUUAUUAACAGAGCAUAAAUAUAUAGCGGUAGUAAAUAACUUCGGAGAUCCUGAUAAAACUUGCAAUGGAAUGGAAUUAAGUGGUGCUUUAAAUAUAAAAUCAUUAACAAAAUUAGUUGGAGAUCGACUUGGUCACAAUAAUAAACUGUCGAAAAAUGGAGCAAGUAAUACGCUAGAUGAAAAUUUACUUAAAAUACUAUCUAGGCAAGAAGAACGAGAAAAAUAUUCGUUAUAUCCUAUGGGUUCUCAAACGGAAAUGCCCGAUCAGCUACAAUUCAAAACAGAAAGCUGUGUUGAAUUACAAAGCAGUUCUGAGAGUGAAAAUAACCCGAAAUAUAUUGAGAGUCUUGAAGAUGCAUUUGAAAGGGAUGCUCAAUUAGCAAACAGCCGAUUGAUAGAUCCACAAUAUGGGACAGGGGGCUUGUAUGAGUUUAUACCGGCAAACAAAAUAAAAGGGAUGGAGGAUUGGAUACCUGAAUCAGACCAUUAUAAAUACUAUUCCACAUAUACUGAUUUUCCUCUAAAAUUUGAGUUGGAAACAGAGUUUUGUUUCCCAGAGAAUCUUAAAUUAUACACUUAUGAGGUUGGGAAUUGUUCUGAAUUUAGUGCACCAAAAAAAUGUGUAACAGGUGUGCUCUCACAUUACCUAUUAGAUGGUGCAUCAGUGUUGCCGCCAUUAUUCUUAGAUAUAAAAGAAGGUGAGCGUGUUUUAGAUGCUUGUGCUGCUCCAGGUGGAAAAUCACUUAUAAUGCUCCAAACAUUGUUCCCAGACGUAUUGAUAUGUAAUGAUAUUCAAGAGUCGCGUCUCAAUCGAAUUCGUAAAGUAAUGCAAGAGUACAUAUUUGACUAUAAAGAAAAAUGGGAAAAUAAACGAAUAGUUCUCAACCAAUGCGAUGCUAAAUAUAUGGAUAAUUAUGAGAGCUUUGAUAAGAUUUUAGUAGAUGUACCAUGUACCACGGACCGCCAUUCCUUGACCGUAAAUGAUAAUAAUAUUUUCAAAUCGACUCGUAUUAAAGAACGACUACGGAUUCCAGAGCUGCAAGCUGAUAUCCUACUGAAUUGUUUACGACUGUUAAAACCAGGGGGCAGUCUAAUUUAUUCAACAUGUUCGCUUUCACCGGUUCAAAACGAUGGCGUUGUACAUAUGGCCCUACAGAAAGCCUUCAACGAACAUGGUAUAACCACUACAGUUAAAGAUCUAAGUUACAUAAUUAGAUUAUUCGAAGACAUAUUUAGAUUCGAAUAUCCUAAAGUUCUAAAAUACGGACAAAUGGUGCUUCCUUAUUUACCAGCCAACUAUGGUCCAAUGUAUUUUUGUAAAUUAACAAAAAAUAUGUAGUUUUACAAAAAUAAAGUAUAUUUUUUUUUUGCAUAAGUAAGUCAAAUAGCAAGACAAUUUAUAAUCAGA